ACGAUGGUUUUCGGAUAGAGUCUUGAGGAGCUCAUGAAACUGGCUGCUUGAACUGUUUGCGGCGGGUUUAGAGCUCAGCGGUGCUCUGCGCCUCCCGGAUCCCUGCAAGGAGAAAACUGCAGCAGCACGCAGAUAAAGAACAGCUUUUUUCCUGUUUUCUUUAAAGAAGAGGACUUGUGCUUAAUAUCUACUAUUUUUGCCACCGUUCCCCCCCCACCCCCCCACUCUUAGUUUUCCUCCAGUCAGCAGCAACUCUUCCCCCCCCCCCCGGACGGGACCGUUUCAUGCCCGGAGGAAGAGCGACCUCCCGCGUGGACCCAGCGCCGGCCUCCCGCGCUCCUCCGGCGGGCUCACAAGUAGCAGUACCCGGCUUUUGCUGGGAUGUUUGAGUCGCGUUGUUUGGUGGGGUGAAGGGACCGAGAGAGUGGCCGGAGAGAGCGAGGGGACGGAGGCCGAGAGGACCGGGAGCAUGGCCCUGGUAGUGCUGUCUCUCUGGGCGCUAACGAGUCUCACCUGGGCGGACGUGGUCCAGGUGUCCGCCAACAGGCACUCCGUGUACUGGAACAGCUCCAACAUACAUCUGCGCCGCGAGGGCUACACGAUGCAGGUGAACGUCAACGACUACCUGGACAUCUACUGCCCGCACUACAACGACAGCCAGCGCAUGGUGGGCACGGGCGAGCAGUACGUCCUCUACAUGGUCAGCCACCACGGCUACAGGAACUGCGACACGCAGCUGGGCUUCAAGCGGUGGGAGUGCAACCGGCCCCACUCGCCCCACGCGCCCAUCAAGUUCUCUGAGAAGUUCCAGCGCUACAGCGCCUUCUCGCUGGGCUACGAGUUCCACGUCGGACAGGAGUACUACUACAUCUCCACGCCCACUCAUCACCACGGCCGCAGCUGUCUGAGACUACGAGUGUACGUCUGCUGCGCCACAGCCUCUGACGUGGAUGAAGAGCCGGGGCCGUCAGAGCCAGACUACACGCUCAGACCGGGCCUAAAAAUGGACGAUAUUGAUGAAUUUAACCCUUUUGUUCCCAAGCUGGAGAAGAGCGUCAGCGGAAGCAGCCCAUCCAGAGAUCGCCUUCUCCUCACCGUGUUGAUGCUCUUUCUGGCCAGUCUUUUCAUCUCCUAGCAACGGCCAUCCCAUCAGCGUCACCAUGCCAACUAGCCUUGGGAGGGUGUACAGUAUCAGCGGAUGGGAGAGUUGAGGAGGGGGGAGUCGGGAGGAGAGAGAGGAGAAUUAAGAUACCACAAAUAGAGCAGAAGGCAAGAAGAGCAGGAGAUGAGUUUUCAAAGAUCACAGUGUGUGUGUGUAUAUGUGUGUGUGUGUGUGUGUGUGUGUGGGGGGGGGGGGGGGGGGUGUCUGUGUGUGUUAGAGGGAGUGGAGUUUUGGUGGAGUUGAAAGACCUCCAGGCACCCGGUGACAGACUGUACCGUAUGUUGCAUCAAAGUCAGCCUGUGCAUACAGAUGUGUGUGUGUGUGUGUAUGUGUGUGUGUGUGUGUCUGAACAGGCCUUAGUUUGAGCUUGUUGAAUCAUGCACACCACACAAAACAUUUAUACACCAGGAGAGGCGAGGCUGAAAUCCGAGUGAAAAGAAGAAAAAGCAUCACAUCCACCCACCCAAUUAAAAACCAUUUGAAGACUUUCCCCCGGAUCUGAUUGGCUGAAACACUUCCUUAGCGGUAGUUGCCAUAGUUUCUUGCAACAAGAAUUAAACUGACCUCAAAUGAACUGAAUCAGAUAGAUUUCAUCACAACUGAACUGAAAUUGCCUUUUGUUGUUCUUGUUGUUUGUGUUCGUGUUGUUGUUGUUGUUGUUGUUGUUGAUCUUGAUGUUGGGAACUUGUCCCAGUCCACGGAGGGGGGGGGGGGGUGAUGUCCUGUGUAGGAGACUAGUCAAAGUCUCUGAUGGUUCAUGAACACACCCUGGGACACAGAUAGCUGGAGUCAUCCUGCCCUCAGCGCCGUCUGAAGGCAGCGGGACUGGACGGGUCAGAGCCUCUCAGCCACGAGUCACCCCCUGAAACAAGAGGACGUGGCGUUGCUGUGGAGGAGUCCAAACUGCCAGUGUUCAGUGUUCGUUGCUGUUCUGAGUUGCUGUGUUACUUUCCUGUCCUGCCUUUGAAGUACUCUGCGACUCCUCUGUCAUCUCCGAGGUUAAAGAAGCACACCGUGGCCACGGAGACACUCAGCAACACUGCCCUCCUCGCCGCCCACGCUGGCUGCCGGAGGAGAGCAGGAGGAGCGGGGAGGCGGGUGGAGGAGGAGGAACAGUCCCUCACACAACAGCCCACGGACGGACAAUGAGAUGCUCUCCACGGGCCGCCGCUGGUGGAGCGCUCCACUCGCCGAUCUCAUCGCCCUCCCGUCAGAUGCCAUGUAAACGGUUUCUGGUUCUGAGUGUGUGUGUGUGUGUGUGUGUGUGUGUGUGUGCUUGUGUGCUUGAGUGCUUGACAGAGAAAACAUGUCUGAGUGUGCCACAUGUGUAUGUUUAAGAGCGAGAGAGACUAUUCUAAGUGGUACUAACAGCCUGAAAAAUACAGCCACAGACUGUAUAUCUAAGUAUGAAAAUGCAAAAUCAAAACAAACAAAAAAAUCAAAACACAAACUAAAGCAACAAGUAAUACAACCAAGUGCUUUGGUGGGGAGGUACGACAACUCAAAACUAAAACAACUGUACCAGUCGGGUGCUUCAGAAUAACGUUUCCAUAGCAACUAGCACCUUAUUCACCAUGGUUACCCCACCCUGCCAAAACGAUGGACUCUAGUAGAGCAUGGCUUACCGUAGUAGCUGAUAACAAUGAUGAAGGUGAAGAUGAUUAUAAUGACGACGACGGUGGUGAUGAUGAUGAUGAUGAUGAUGAUGCACUGCGAGCUGGCCAACCAGGUCACGCAGCGGCUCACCCACCGGCGUGUGAGGCGUUCAAGUACUCGUGUAAAUGUCAUAACGAACAAAGAAUGGAAUAACCAAUGUGAAAUUGAAAUUUGCUUGGAUGAAAUGUGAUGUAACAUUUUACAAACUCAAAACUCAGUUUUCUUGUGGUUUUUGUAAUGUGUUUAUCAUUUUGUUGAGUUUACUGUGGUGUACGUUUGGUUAUCUUGAGGGGGAAAGGGGGGUUACAAAUUGGGCGGGUGGAGCCAUAUGUGACCUUGGGCUGCACUCUGAGUCUCAAUGUUGUUGCUCUCAAUUUCUUUGGCUUGUCACCAAUUUAAAGGACAUUUCUCCAAAUUACACACAUGUUGUAAAAUGUCUCCUGUGGCUCUGGAGGGAACUUUUUAAAGAUGGAGGGAAUAACCCUGAUGAUGUCACCUGGAUUGGAGUCUGACCAGUUCAACGAUAUGAUCGUCGUACUUCUUGAAGAGGUUUCGUUUUGGAAAAUCAUGAAUCCCAUUUGUGUGAUAUUUUUAUUCUAAAGGGGCUUCAUUCGAGCAUUAAUGUCGCCGGAUUGAGCUCAUCCAGCGCUUACCGCCGAUGGCGAUGUAGUUUGGGAGCGGUGUGGCUGUCAUUCAACAAAACUUGAAGCAAGAGCUCUCGAGUAAACAACAAAAGCACACAGUGUCAAAUAUCCAAUCUAAUAAAAGUGAUAGCUUUUGUCAACAAGACGAGAGAUUACACAGGUGCGAACACACCUUGUCGUUUGGGGGCAUCGUUGAGAACAUUGAAUUAUGAAGUGAGAACCAACCCAGGUGUAGAUAUGGCUGUUCGUGGGAGGGCCAGUCGGACAUGAUGUGGGUCCUGGUGUGGACUGGGAGGGCUGACGAGCUGCACCACAGGGUGCAUCACUCGCCAAGGAGUUGCACUUAAGGACUGAGACACAAGAGUCAGACAGUGUGUUGUGUGUGCCCGUCUGAAGGUGUGUGUGUGUGUGUGUGUGUGUGUGUGUCAGGGAGAGUAAGAGCUCAUUUCUGUUCAUCACUUCAUAACUGUGUGCAGGCGCGUUGGAGUGAGACAGUCCGUCGUUGUGUGGGCGUGCGAGUGAGUGAGCGAGUGAGUGUGAGUGAGCGGGCGAGUGAGUGAACGACAGCCUUUUUGUUUCUGCUCUUCCCAUGUGCGUACGAGAGACCGUGACCGAUGUUUGUCUGGCAAAAGAAAAAAAAUAGCAUUUAAUAAUGUUGGAAACAACAAUUACAAUCAUGUUUACCUUCGACUGGAAUGACUUUAAAUGAACUUGAAAAUAAAUUGUAAACUGAACAAAGCAUAACAGAGGUAAUAACAAUGAUAACAAAAUAAUAAGCUUACAAAUCUUACUUUUAA
Molecule: messenger RNA, 4259 nt
Organism: Pseudoliparis swirei
Lineage: Eukaryota; Metazoa; Chordata; Actinopteri; Perciformes; Liparidae
Gene: efna3b
Product: ephrin-A3b
Exons: 6
Coding region: 470-1135 (221 amino acids)
Biological process (GO): axon guidance; ephrin receptor signaling pathway
Cellular component (GO): plasma membrane
Molecular function (GO): ephrin receptor binding
Source: RefSeq, a predicted model, not a curated record